Molecule: messenger RNA, 369 nt
Organism: Cladocopium goreaui
Lineage: Eukaryota; Dinophyceae; Suessiales; Symbiodiniaceae
Source: the annotation of a GenBank genome assembly
AUGGCAGCAACUUCUUGGCGGAAUCUGUUCGUCAUAGCUGCCUUGGUUGCUGUGACCAAGGUAACUACUAGCACGUGGCGUGAUGCUUUCUCUGCACCACCAAGAAACCUUGUACGUCGAAGUGCACAAACUGCCAAGGGUCCAGUGAUGGAGGUGGAAAUUGAGACAGUUCCGGAAACACAAGAUCCAAUUUUGAAACCCGGUGGUUUGAACAAAACAAAUGACAUUGCUGACGUUGCACAGAAAGAAGAGAGGGAAAAGAGGGAACGCGUUGUUGCAAAGACAGCCGAAACCAAAAAAAAAGUGGAGGAAAAAAAAAACGUUUGCAAUCGGAAACCAAGUCAGAGGGUCAAAGCGAGCAGCCAUUGA